GAUUACAGAUCAGCCAUUCCUAAUCCCAUUAUGAACGACGCAGUUUACUGGCGAGUGAAAAAAAAAUCCUUUUCAGGUCAGUGUUGUGACACGGCAGGCCGCAGAAGGAAAAACAAAAUAAAUCCUUCAGAAGUAAAGACGAAAGCCAGAAAAAAAAAUAAAAUAAAAUGUACGGGGUGAAUUUACUGAACCCUGACUUCUCACAAGGAAUUUGCAACUCAGGAAAAUGGCACUUCCUCUUUCAGCGUGAGCUUCUCCCUGAGUCAGGCACUUCUACUUGUUAAAGAAGAGCCAUGCAGCACCUGCUUCUGAUCGCCGCCUGUGUGACUUCUGUACCGUUAAACUGCUGUCAAGUCACUCAAGAACCCAAACAAGUGGAAGCAGAAGAAGGAAGCAGCAUCACCUUAGGGUGCAUCUUAUUAAAUGAGACACCCCUGGGACCAGUCAGGUGGUACAAAGGGACUGGCAGUGGACGCCAACACUUCUUCUCUGCAGCCCCGAAAGAAAGUGAGAAGAAUGACCUCCGAGUGCGGUGGGCCGUAGAAAACCCAAUGGUCAACUACAGCAUCUCAGUGAGGGACGUCAGAGUCAACGACACCGGGAAGUAUUACUGUGAGAAGUUCAGCAAGGUACAGGUGGACAAGCCAUACGCAUCGGGAACAGGCGUCAACCUGGUUGUGAGAGGCAACCAGAAUGCGAGCACAGAAGAUGCCGAAGAUGAACUUUCGUUUAUCCCACACAUAUCUGUGGCCGUCUGCAUUUGUGUGAUUCUGGCUGGAGUCCUAAUCCAUUAUUGUUUCUUAAGAGCUCAGGGAAAGAACAUCUCCACUCGCUACAGACGGUAUUGUCUGAGGACACAGUCAGACAUCAACUUGAGUAAUCAGAACGAAGAGGAUGUCUCUUUAAACAUGACUGUCCCCAAGAAACGGAACCGCAAAUUCCAUGAGGGUGAGAGUGACACCAGCGUAAGCUUACAGCCAGCUAAAGAACACCAUCCCGAGAAGCUGGCCAGAGAGGAAAGCGAAAGACACCAUCUUCAGCAGCAGGGGCCGCACCAAGUGAGCUAUGCCUGUCUGGACCACCUGCGAUUGGAGCAGAGGAGGCGGGCGCAGUCAGCAGAGCCAACCUCACCAGGCAGCACAAGCACAGAAUACGCCGUUGUGAACGUUCGGAAGGGGGCGCCUAAGGUGCAGCAGUUUGAAUUGGUCUGUUAAGCAUAUUUAGUGUGAUGUCCACUGAGAGUGCAGCAAUCUCCUACUUGAAAUGUCACCAAGACAUGCAGGAAGGCACAGGACUGAUGCCAAAUCACAGUUACUACUACUGCACAUUUAAAGCCAGCAGCCACACCGCCUGCACUUCAGAACAGGUCACCCACCUGCAGCUAGGCAUGGUUGGGCCCGGCUAGUAUUUGAAUUGGAGACCAUCUAGGAGAAGGCUCGGCUUGCUGAUGGAAGAGGUGUUGGAGAGGACAACAGGGGGGCACCUACUCGGUGGUCUGAAUGUGGAUUCCAAUACCCCAGUGCCAUGACGGGGACACAGUGCUGUAAAUAUGGUGCCAUCCUACAGAUGUGACAUAAAACCAAAGACAUGACUCUCUGUGGUCAUAAAAGAUCCUUUGUAAAGAGUAGGGUCUGGCUAAAUUGCCCUCUAUGGCCUGGUCAUU
This is a messenger RNA of Polypterus senegalus (gray bichir), 1663 nucleotides long. RefSeq names its product tyrosine-protein phosphatase non-receptor type substrate 1-like. Gene Ontology annotation, cellular component: plasma membrane. Lineage: Eukaryota; Metazoa; Chordata; Cladistia; Polypteriformes; Polypteridae. Bases 294 to 1214 code for a protein of 306 amino acids. The record is from RefSeq and is a predicted model, not a curated record. The transcript has 7 exons.